AAUGAAAAAUAAAAAGAGGCACAAAGUUUCACUCAUUAAAGACGGUUUAAGGAAAGGUUUGGAUCGUCAAGGAAAGGUUUGGAUCGUCAAGGAAAGGUUUGGAUCAUCAAGGAAAGGUUUGGAUCGUCAAGGAAAGGUUUGGAUUGUCAAGGAAAGGUUUGGAUCAAGGAAAGGUUUGGAUCAAGGAAAGGUUUGGAUCGUCAAGGAAAGGUUUGGAUUGUCAAGGAAAGGUUUGGAUCGUCAAGGAAAGGUUUGGAUCGUCAAGGAAAGGUUUGGAUCGUCAAGGAAAGGUUUGGAUCAAGGAAAGGUUUGGAUCAAGGAAAGGUUUGGAUUGUCAAGGAAAGGUUUGGAUUGUCAAGGAAAGGUUUGGAUCGUCAAGGAAAGGUUUGGAUCGUCAAGGAAAGGUUUGGAUCGUCAAGGAAAGGUUUGGAUCGUCAAGGAAAGGUUUGGAUCAAGGAAAGGUUUGGAUCAAGGAAAGGUUUGGAUCAAGAAAAGGUUUGGAUCGUCAAGAAAAGGUUUGGAUCGUCAAGGAAAGGUUUGGAUCGUCAAGGAAAGGUUUGGAUCAAGGAAAGGUUUGGAUCAAGGAAAGGUUUGGAUCAUCAAGGAAAGGUUUGGAUCAAGGAAAGGUUUGGAUCGUCAAGGAAAGGUUUGGAUCAUCAAGGAAAGGUUUGGAUCAAGGAAAGGUUUGGAUCAAGGAAAGGUUUGGAUCGUCAAGGAAAGGUUUGGAUCGUCAAGGAAAGGUUUGGAUCGUCAAGGAAAGGUUUGGAUCGUCAAGGAAAGGUUUGGAUCAAGGAAAGGUUUGGAUCAAGGAAAGGUUUGGAUCAUCAAGGAAAGGUUUGGAUCAUCAAGGAAAGGUUUGGAUCAUCAAGGAAAGGUUUGGAUCAUCAAGGAAAGGUUUUUGUCCCUCUGGUCACAUUUGGAGUAAUUUAGGGAAAGUUUUGAUGAAUUUCAAUUAGUUUUUAUAGUUUUCUGG
Acanthochromis polyacanthus (spiny chromis) is the source of this 973-nucleotide messenger RNA. RefSeq lists its product as uncharacterized. The transcript is spliced from 2 exons. The record is from RefSeq and is a predicted model, not a curated record. Lineage: Eukaryota; Metazoa; Chordata; Actinopteri; Pomacentridae. Bases 2 to 925 code for a protein of 307 amino acids.